This is a messenger RNA of Ornithorhynchus anatinus (platypus), 3496 nucleotides long. It is a transcript of the gene CEP112, whose product is annotated as centrosomal protein 112. NCBI's taxonomy places the organism in Eukaryota, Metazoa, Chordata, Mammalia, Monotremata, Ornithorhynchidae. The record is from RefSeq and is a predicted model, not a curated record. The coding region runs from base 266 to 3223 and encodes 985 amino acids. The transcript has 30 exons.
CCGGCCCGGCCCGUCGGCGGGGAAGCCGAGGCCGGAAGUCCAGUCCUGAUCCCGGCGGUGGAAGUGGAAAAAGGAACAAAUACUGAAGUCUUGAAGCAGAGUUGAGGAGGCAGUCGUGCAAAGAGAAGAUAAGGAGCAGCCUUUAGAAGAAGGUGUAUUGGUGCUGAGGUCCUUUCAUGCUGCCUGGCCAGUUUAUACAAUGAUAUAGGAACCUUGUAUUAAUCAGCAAUUGUGGAGGCUGCCAGCUUCAGACAGGUUUAUUGAAAUGGGUAGCGAAGAAGAGAAAUGGGAGAAAUUGGAUGCAGAGUUUGAUCACUUUGUAGUAGACAUGAAGCCUUAUGUUCUGAAAUUGGUUCAUAGGUCAGAACGUCAGAGGUGUGCGCUUUGGAUUAAAAAACUCUGUGAGCCCUCAGGAGUAGGUACAGGAAUAAUGGGUAGGAAGAAUCGGAAUCUGUACGCAAAGCUGUUGCUGCAUAUGCUAAAGCGAGGAGUAGUAGAAGGGCCAUUUACACAUCGACCCGAACCAGGAUCACUGAAGAAUUUACCUUCGUAUAUGUCCAUCUAUUUUGAUGAACCAAAUACAGCAAGAGCAAAAAGUUCAAGUCCCGAAGUAUUACCAGGCUGGGUAGUGGAUGAACUGGGGCCAAGUGAACCAAAAUUAGAUGAAUCCUGGAAAUAUUCCUCUGGAGAAGAGAGUACAAAGGCAGUAUCACCAAAUGUUGCACAGAGUAAGCGACGAUGUGCUGGCCAGCUACGAAUGAGGUCACAUUCUAUGAGCCCAACCCACAGAACAGAGGAAGAAAACGUGGCCAUACAGAUGUCUGGAAAUCAUCCCCAAAACUCUCCUGUUUCUUUGGAUAAGAGUGACAUUGAAGCUCGCCUUAGUAAUUGGAACCUUGGGCUAGAAAAUCCGCGGUAUUUGCGAGAAAAGCCUAUCCCGAUAUCACUGAUGACUCCGAAACUGGGCCUGCGGAAAAGCAGCGGUUUCUGUGAUGACCAGUUGUCGUUUCGAAUGUACGAAAAAGAGUUGGAGAUGAAAACAAAGAUAAUGGAAGCGAAAUUUCAUGAAGAGAAGCUUCAACUGCAGCAGAAGCAUGACACUGAUAUUCAGAAGAUCUUAGGUAGAAAGAAUAACGAGACAGAGGAAUUGAAAGCCUUUUAUAAAACGAAACAGAACGAAGCUGAGGAUGCGAUUAGGAAACUCGAAAAGAAAGUUCAGACCCUUGUCCGUGACUCACAAAUGGUUAGAGAAGCUAAAGAAAUCCAGAUUGUAGAAUUAAAAAAGUUAUGUGAGCGGAGCACAGAAUCUUUGAAUAAUGAUUGGGAAAAAAAGCUUCACAAUGUGGUGGCAGAAAUGGAAAAGGACAAGAUUGAACUUCAAAAGAGACACACUGAAAAUAUCCAAGACUUGCUUGAAGAUACAAAUUUGCGCCUCAGUAAAAUGGAAGCUGAGUACUUGGCACAGACAACUGCAACGUUAUCAGAAUGGAGGCGGGUGUUUAAAUGGGGUGUGUUUAAAAGGCCAUCGAGCACUGUAGAGAAUGGUGUUGACGGACUGGAGCCUCCUGUGAAAAACCAGGUGGUCAAAGAUCUAGAGGCUCGGGUCCAGCAACUGACGGGAGAGGCAGAAAACAGUAAUUCGCAGAGGCAGAAAUUGUGCCUGGAAAAGACAGAGCUGGAGAAGAGCUACCAGGUGACAUGCAGUGAACUGCAAGAAGUAAAGGCGAGGUGCAACUCUCUUCAUAAGGAGCGGGAUCACAUCAUACAAGAUUACGAGAAGAAUAUUAAGCUACUCCAAAGCAGAUACGAUGCAGAUAUGCAGCUUCUGAGGCAGGAUCAGGUGCUGAGUGCUGCAAAGGCAACUGAUUUGAUUGAUGAAUUAGAACAGAGUGUGUCUCAAUUAAAACAACAGUUACAAGAUUCCGAACAUCAAAGAAAGCAGCAGCUGAGGGAUCAAGAAAACAAAUUCCAACAGGAAAAACUCCAUUUAGAUCAUGCUUAUGAAGAAAAGGUUCAGAACUUCCUGAGUGACCGUGAUAAAGAGAAAGGGGAUGCUCAAAAGAAAAUCCAUAAACUGGAGGAGGCUGUUAAGGAGAAGGAGGAGCAGUUGACUCGGGUGACAGAGAUCCAGAAGCUGCAGGCUCAGCAGGCUGAUUCUGCCCUGGAGGAGUUUAAGCGGCAUGUGGAGUUGAACUCAGAAAAAGUCUAUGCUGAAAUGAAACAGCAGAUGCAAAAAGUGGAGACAGAUCUAAGUCGAUCUAAAUCUCUUCGGGAGAAACAGUCUAAGGAGUUUCUGUGGCAACUAGAAGAAGUUAGGCAGAGAUAUGAGCAGCAGAUAGUAGAGCUGAAGCUGGAGCAUGAACAGGAGAAGACGCACCUAUUCCAGCAGCAUAACACAGAGAAGGAUUGCCUAGUCCAAGAUCAUGAACGGGAAAUUGAAAACCUGGAAAAACAGCUUCGCGCUGCCAUGAUGGAUCACGAAAAUAAAAUUCAAGAGUUCAGGAAACGAGACGCACAGAUCAUCUGCGAUAUGGAAACCCAAAAUCAGAAGCUGAGAGAGGAACUGGUUCAGUUGAAUUCUCAGCGGAAGCAGCAGCUGGUCGAGCUUGGCCUUCUGCGGGAAGAGGAAAAGCAGCGGGCUGCUCGGGACCAUGAAUCGGCAAUCAGCAGGCUCAAGGCUGAAUCGGAGAAGAAGAAGUUAGAAUUGAAGAGGGCACAUGCAGCCGAAACCGAGGUGGCCCUGGAAAAGGCUAACAGCAGGUUGAAGCAGAUUGAGAAGGACUACAAUCAGAAGCUCACCAAAUCAUCCCAGAUCAUAACUGAACUUCAGACAAGCCUUGCCUCCCUGAGAGAGGAGAGCAGCCGACAGCAGCUUGCUUCAGAAAGGCGACUCCAGGAUGUUGUUCAAAAAUUGGAUGAUGAGAAGAAGCAGCUGAUUAAAGAUAAUGACAGAGCAAUCAAGGCUUUACAAGACAAGCUGGAAAACUAUAGCAGUCAGGUGCGGAUGACUGAGAAAAAGCUUCACCACAAGGAGCUGGAAUCACAGGAACAGAUGAUCUGCAUACGACAAGAAUAUGAAUCAAAACUCAAAGGUCUGAUUCCAGCAUCUGUGAGACAAGAACUGGAAGACACCAUUUCCUCUUUAAAAUCUCAGGUUAACUUUCUGCAGAAGAGAGCGUCCGUCCUACAAGAAGAACUGAAUGCCUACCGGAGCCGGAGGUAACCGCUGGGGGAAAACAACGUCAUCCCAACCACCCGGGAGUUUCAGCAGGUUUGAAGAUUUGGAUCUUGUAAAUUAAACUGUGAGAUCGAUGCCCCUUUUCAUUAGCUAAAAUAGAGAGGUAAUUAAGACCGUAAAAGAGCAUCCAUAGUUCCUGCCAGUAUUUUUUUCUCUUCCAUCUAGCUUCAGUUAUUUUUUAUCAUCCCCUUAUUUCUGAGGUGCCUGUUUGAUGUGUUUUGAAUGUGUGCAGAAUACACUUAUUGGGAAAUGAAAUUA